CGAAAAAAUGAAGCGGUACAGGGAACGAAUAAAAAGUGAUCCCCAAAAAUAUGAAGAGUAUCGUAAGAAAAAUAUAGAACGACUUAAACAAAAGCGCAAGAAGAUUUCGGAGUUAAAUGAAACAGAAAAGAAAAUUCGGAGAGAUCAGUGGGUAAAAGAAAAAAGGAAACAACGGUCUAAAAAACAAAAACCUGCUUUACCAGAAAAAGAAGAAUCUAAUGAAUUACAAGAAAAAAUUAACAACGCGCAAACUGCAAAAUUAAAAUAUUUCAAAGCAACGUGUUUUAAACUGACUAUAGAAUCUAACAAAAAGAAUGAAAGAAUAAAAAGACUGAUAACUAUGAAUGAAAAACUGAAGAAAAGAAACUAUCGAUUAAAGACAAAUGCCGAAAAACAGAUUAAAAAGAGAGAAAGUAUAAUUGAAAAAAUGACAGCUCGAGAACAGGUCUUAGAAGAUACUAUGAAAAAAACUUAUAAAGCAUGUGAACAACGCUCCCAACAAAUUAUUUUGAAACAAUUGAUUACAAAUUCUACAGUAAAAUCAUACGUAGCUAAAUUAAUAGGCUUAAAAGGAAGGAUCAAGAACCCAAAGCCUAAGAAAGAAGCUAAUCCUGUACGUGAAGAAAUUGUUAAAUUUUACUUAAGGGACGAUGUGGGCCGCUGUACGGCUGGAAAAAGAGAGUGUCGAACUUUGGACAAAGAAAAGCAGCAGAUAAGAUAUUUAUUGAACACCUUACAGAACCUUUACGAAAAAUAUAAAAAAGAAGGUGGCAAUUAUAAAUUUACAACUUUUUAUAGAUACAAACCUUUUUAUGUAUUGGCACCUCACCUGGGAUCGAGAAAUACAUGCGUAUGUGUAAAACACAACAACAUUGAACUGAAAUUUGCAUGUUUAAAAAAAGAAUGUGUAUUUGAAAAAAACAAUUUAAAGGAAAUAAUUGCAUCGCAAACAUGUGAAAUGAGAUGCUUCGAGUGCAUACAUAGCAAAUGUACGAGAUGCAAGGAAAUUAAUAUUUCACAUGGCACCACAAGUGAGCAAUUAAAUAAAAUGGUCACUUGGCUGCAAUGGGAGAUGGUUGUACAUACUUACUCCAAAAAAGAAGGAUCGCAAACUAUACAAAAAACAACGAAAAAACAGUUAAAGCAGAGAAAAAAGGAACCAUUAACCAGUUACUACAAGAAUUUCAAAGAGACAUUAAACCUUUUAAAAAACACUAUUUUAAUAACGUUCAUCAACAAGAAAAAUACCAGUUUAUAAUCAACAAUCUGAAAGAGAACGAAGCGGUUGUAAUAUGCGACUUUUCGGAGAAUUAUGAAACAAAACUUGGCGAAGAAGUACAAGGCAUGCAUUAUGGUGCCUCUAAAGGCCAAGUCACACUGCACACUGGAAUGGUGUAUCUUCAAGGGAUGUCACAAUCAUUUUGUACGGUGUCUCAAAAUAACAUGCACCAGCCGCCCGCUAUUUGGGCACAUUUACUGCCUGUACUGAAGAUGCUAAAAAAUGAUUUUCAUGUAAAGACUAUACAUUUCUAUUCUGAUGGGCCGACGUCUCAAUAUAGGCAAAAUAAUAAUUUUUAUUUGAUUGAUCUGUUCACUCAAAAGCUGGAACUUGAUUAUGUGACAUGGUCAUUUUUCGAAAGUGGCCAUGGCAAGGGCGUUGCUGAUGGUAUAGGCGGCACUGUGAAAAGACUUGGAUCGACAUGUCUGCUUUGGAAAAGAUAUCAAACAAGCUUCCGAUGCUUACCAUAUUUAAAAAAAAAGUAUGAAGACUGUCAAGAUCUGGUUUAUUGAGGAUAAAGCCAUAAAUGACAUUGUUUUGAUGCUACCAAAUAUUAUAAUGACAUUGGUGGGAACCAUGCAAAUUCAUCAGGUGAUCACAAAGGGAAACGGUAUGUUGUCCUACAGGGAUAUUGGUUGUUUCUGUGGAGAACUCAAAGGUUUAUGCAGUUGCUUUGCCUUGAAAACUCACUGUGUUAGAUCAAAUACCGCUCCUGCGAAACCAUCAACCUCUAACUUGCAUAAUGACAGAGUAUCUACGCCGGAAAUUGUAUCAAAAAACCUGGAUUCUCCUAAAAAUGAAGUUGCUUCCCCCGAAAUCGUACCAAUGAACCUGAAUUAACCCAUACACGAAGUUGAUAACCUGGAUAUUACACCAACCUCUAACAUGCCUAAUGAUAAAAUAUCUGCACCGGAAAUUGUCUCAAAAAACCUGGAUUAUCCUAAGGAUGAAGUUACUUCCCCCGAAAUCGUACCAGCGAACCUGAAAUUGCCCAUAAAAGAAGUUGAUGACAUGGAUAUUACAUCAGAAAACCUAAAUUUCCCCAUGGAUGAGCAAGAUAGCCUGGAAAUAAAAUCAGAAACUUUUAAUUUGCCUAUGGAUAUUGAAUUUGAUUUGAAAGAUAUUGAUUUCUUGCCUAUACAUAUUUUGCCCGAUGCAGAGUCUAAUUCUCGAGGACCAGGUUUAUAUGAAUACAAUAACAAUCUGAAAAGUAUCUACAACAAAAAAGAGUUUAGAUAUUUUACCAGAUAAUACCUGUAAAUCACUUUGUUCAGGACCUAGUUCUACUAAACUCGAUAUAUUAGAUGCCAAAAAGGAGAACAAACGUCUAACAAAGAAAAUUACAAAAAGUAAUGCAACUUUAUUAAAAAAGCAUGACAUUAAAUUUCUUAUUUGUUAUGGUUGUCAUUGCUCAAUUCUUGGCAUGAAAACAAAAUGUAUGGCCUGCAAAUUAUUUUACUGCGAAGACUGUGUUGGUGGGCUAACAACAAAUGAUUAUUUAUGUGAUAAAUGCUUGGGAGACAGCGAUGAAGAUUGAAUUUGACGUGCGUGUUUACACCAAAUUUAUUCUUUUGGAUUACAUUAGAAUAGAGACAGGUAUUAAGAUUUAAUGGGUCAGUGAUCAGGAUUCUGUUUCUUCAAGAGUUGAUUGUCGUUUGCAGUUAACAAAAUGGUAAUUGUUGUGGACAUCGACAAAGUUCUAACAAAGGAGGAUCUACUGCAGUAUUAUAUCUAUGGAAUGAAGUGGCCAUGGGACGAAACUCAUUUUAUUAUUACCGAUAAGUGUCGCAACUGUGAUAAUUUUGUUAUACAAGGCUGCAGACCAUACCAUUUUUGCUUACCAAUGAUUAAGAAAGAUAUUUUAGUUACUGAUAAAAAAUGGAAAUUUUUGGUGCUAUAAUUGUGAUUUUACUAUAUACGAUCAUUAUGAAAGAGAUGAAUGUGAAUAUUGUAUGAGUGAUGUGUGAGAGCAAAAUAAGAAAAAAAGAGCAAAUACAUAAUUUUAUUCUCAUCUUGUGCCAUGAUAAAGUAACAAUUUCGUUGAAACUGCUUCGUUGUUGUAUUUUUUUUUUUAUUAAUUAGAGUUUUUAUUAAGACUUAAGAUUGGAUAAGACUGUUAUUUUAGUUAUCGUCAAGAAGACUGUUUUUUUUUUAAUAAAAACGUUUUAUUGUGCUAUUUCACUUAGUUCUUGUAGUAUUAUUUUGAUUAAAAAGAAUUUAUGUCAAGACUAAAGAUUGGAUAGGACUGUUAUUUAAGUACUUAUCUUCAAGAAGACUAUUAUUUUUAAGUACAAAAAAUUUGUUGUGUUAUUUCAACGUACCUUGUUAAACUUAAGUAUUACUUUUUAUACUAAGAUUUAAUCUUCUAAUUUGGAUAUGUAAAGAAAGUCAUUACUGUUCUAAGUUUAAUUAGUUCCUAGUUUUGUUGAAAAGCGUGAGUAGUUAUCUCUGUUAUCUAACUAACUCAAGUUUAAAAAAAAACAUUGAAAUGUUGAUUUUAGAUCUGAUGUAAACAUGUGCCUUAAGA
Colias croceus (clouded yellow) is the source of this 3806-nucleotide messenger RNA. RefSeq lists its product as uncharacterized. Lineage: Eukaryota; Metazoa; Arthropoda; Insecta; Lepidoptera; Pieridae. Bases 8 to 1258 code for a protein of 416 amino acids. The transcript has 3 exons. The record is from RefSeq and is a predicted model, not a curated record.